AUGGGAGGAGGAAUGGAAACGAACAAGAACAAGUUCAUCGAAGAUUGGGGAUCUGCGAGGGAGAAUCUCGAGCAUAAUUUCCGAUGGACCCGUCGCAACUUCGCUCUCAUCGGAAUUUUCGGCAUCGCUCUCCCGAUCAUCGUCUACAAGGGAAUCGUCAAAGAUUUCGUUUUUUGA
Messenger RNA from Arabis nemorensis, 177 nucleotides. The record is from the annotation of a GenBank genome assembly. NCBI's taxonomy places the organism in Eukaryota, Viridiplantae, Streptophyta, Magnoliopsida, Brassicales, Brassicaceae.